AUGGUCGGGGAGGGGGCGGGCCGCGGCGCCGCGCAGUGGCAGGUGGGCGACUCGCCCCCGCGCGCGCCCAUGGGCUUCGCGGCGCCGCACGAUGCCUCGCUCAGCCUCGCGCCGGUGCCGCCCGGCCAGACCGCCGCGGCCGCCGCAGCAGCGCUGCAACGGGCGCAUUCCAGGUCGAUGUCGUCGCUACCACCGGAGCCUUUCAUGAUGCUCCGGGCUAAGGCCCUGAGCAAACGGGUGAUAAUAAACGUUGGUGGUGUCAGACACGAGGUCCUUUGGCGGACAUUAGAAAGGCUACCACACACACGUCUAGGCAGACUACGGGACUGCAACACACAUGAAGCGAUCACUGAACUCUGCGAUGACUACUCCUUGCAAGAUAAUGAAUAUUUUUUUGAUAGGCAUCCGAAGAGUUUCAGUUCGAUAUUAAACUUCUAUCGAACUGGCAAGUUGCAUUUAGUGGAUGAAAUGUGCGUAUUGGCAUUUAGCGAUGACCUUGAAUAUUGGGGUGUAGACGAACUGUAUUUAGAAUCGUGUUGUCAGCACAAAUAUCAUCAGAGAAAGGAACACGUUCACGAAGAAAUGCGCAAGGAAGCGGAAAGUUUGCGCCAAAGGGAAGAGGAAGAAUUUGGGCAAGGCACUUGCGCACAAUACCAGAAAUGGUUGUGGGACUUGUUGGAGAAACCCACUACGAGUAUUGCGGCCAGGGUUAUCGCCGUCAUUUCAAUCCUCUUCAUCGUGCUGUCCACGAUAGGGCUCACUCUCAACACAAUACCUCAGAUGCAAGUCUCGGAUGAGAACGGCACCCCGAUGGACAACCCGCAGCUAGCGAUGAUCGAAGCCGUGUGUAUCACGUGGUUUACCCUCGAGUAUGUGCUACGAUUUAGUGCGUCACCGGAUAAGUGGAAAUUUUUCAAAGGUGGACUUAACGUGAUAGAUUUGCUGGCGAUAUUGCCAUACUUCGUUUCCCUAUUUCUUCUAGAAACAAACAAAAAUGCAACGGACCAAUUUCAAGACGUGCGCCGCGUUGUCCAAAUAUUUCGUAUUAUGCGAAUAUUACGUAUCCUAAAACUCGCCCGACAUUCUACCGGCCUGCAGUCUCUAGGUUUUACACUUAGGAAUUCUUAUAAGGAACUCGGACUUUUAAUGUUGUUUCUUGCGAUGGGAGUUCUCAUUUUUUCAUCACUGGCUUAUUUCGCGGAGAAAGAGGAGCCAGGGACUAAAUUCAUUUCGAUACCUGAAACAUUUUGGUGGGCCGGCAUUACUAUGACCACAGUGGGGUAUGGGGACAUCUAUCCAACUACGCCUCUGGGCAAAGUUAUCGGAUCAGUAUGCUGCAUUUGUGGCGUGCUGGUAAUUGCGUUACCCAUCCCUAUAAUCGUCAACAAUUUCGCCGAGUUUUACAAGAACCAGAUGAGGCGCGAGAAGGCGCUUAAGCGUCGCGAGGCGCUGGAGCGUGCCAAGCGCGAGGGUUCCAUUGUCUCCUUCCACCACAUAAACUUACGAGAUGCGUUUGCCAAGAGCAUGGACCUCAUCGACGUCAUCGUCGACACAGGACACAACUUGUCCCAGGCGGACGGCACAAGUCUGGAAGGUGAAGCGCCGCCCAACUCCGGCUGCUACAAGCAAUAUGAACAUGCUAUCGCCGAUAGGAUGCCACAGGCUGAUCCUCUUCAGUUUCAGAGUAGUCCUAAGACGGAUCGUCGCUUCUCGGCAGAAGGCUUGGGCUCACCGGAAAAACGCUUGCUCAUAAACCCUGAACAAACACCAGAGAAGAAGAUGGCUGAAAAACAGCUUGACUUGGAACAGCUGCCUUCAGAGUUUGAAUGUUGUUUUUGCACGUUUAAGGGUUAUAAAGAGUUCAUAGAUGCUGAACAGCUUAUGCCAAUGUCUACAUCAGAUUUGCGACAGCCAGUUUGCGUAGAAUUGGCUUGUUUGCAGAGACACCCGGCACCGCGCGCGCUACCUGAAGCAACUCCUAACAGUCUCGAUAGCCCCGAUACAUUUGCAUCAUGCCUUACGCACCCUUUUCCUUCAGAGGGCGACAUCACGUGCGAGAUCGACUCCUCAAACUUGUAUGUGAAUCCGCUGGACGCCAAUAGCUCGCCGCGUGGCUCCAGAGCCAGUUUGAGCGCGGUCGGAGCGGUCGCUAGUGCAGCGACGGCAGAGCCACUGCCGCUGUACUCCUCUCGAGCCAGCCUGGCUCAGCUAGAGGAAUCCCCCGCAGACGAUUCCAAGCCCAAACAUAGAAAAGCAAGAUUUCAGCAGGAGUGGUCGGAGGAGGAGAAGAAACCGCCUCGAGGGAUAGCGACGAGGAUAAUUAACCAUCACAUCCUAUUUGGUAAAAAUGGCAAUAAGCGCGGGAGUGGCGGCUGGCCCCUUGAGGGAGACAGGUCUCGUUCCAUACUUAAGAACAAAGAGUCCCGGGGCACAGACAGCGAGCUGCUCCUGCAGGAGACCACCUCGCUUGGAAAUAACGGUGAUUCUGGUAGCGAGUCGUCCCCUAUACGUCUCAAAGACUUCAAGGGGCACAACCAUAAAGCUGGCAUGGAGAGAAGCAACCUUGUGUCGUAG
Molecule: messenger RNA, 2574 nt
Organism: Pieris macdunnoughi
Lineage: Eukaryota; Metazoa; Arthropoda; Insecta; Lepidoptera; Pieridae
Source: the annotation of a GenBank genome assembly